AUGUCGUCCGGCGACGCGAAGUUCGGCCCUGGGGGGCAUUACUCUGGACGCAACCCAGUGCCCAACAUCCAGCAGUUCCUUGAGAACAUGGACCGGGACAAGAAGACUCACGAUGCACAAAUGUUGGCACAGCAGCAAGCGCAAUCACCCGAGGUCCAGGCACACAAGGACAAGCGAACAACAGAACCGACAAGCUCCCCCAAGACAGUGACGGAUCCGACAACUGGCCAGCAGGUGCAGAUUGAGGAUGUCGAUGAGCAUUUCAUAGAUGCCGCGCUCAAUCCGAAGCUCUCUGUGCCCAAUGCGAAUCUCGGGAAACCGACGACAAUGCAAAGCCACAGAACUCAAUCCGGCGAAGAGUACAGAAACGCCCAAGAUGUUACGGCGCCGCCGGAUCCCAUCCACCCAGGCAGCACCUCUGAUGUGCCGAUCAAAGGUGAAAUGACGAACAUCCUCUUCCAUCCGACGCCUUCGGUCAGUUACGAACCAAUGUUUGAGGCUCUGGAGAAGCGGGCCGAAAUCCUGUGUAUUGGCGUGCUUGUAGGCAUUGUGAUACUGGGAAAGAUGUUUGGGGGAGCACUUUACGGUCUUAUCCCGCUGGGAAUGUGUGUCUCUUCAGGCAUCUUUCUGUGGAUGAAGGCUGUUGUACGGGCUGGGAGGGACCACGAGUGGUCGAGUGAACAAGAGAGGGGCGAGACAGCAGUCGCAAAUCUAAUCCCAGAAUCCGUCGAGUGGAUGAAUACUUUACUCGGCGUUGUUUGGGGCCUGAUCGACCCAGAGAUGUUUGCCAGUGUGGCUGGUACUCUCGAGGAUGUCAUGCAAGCCUCUGUCCCCAGUGUCAUCGAGAAUGUCCGAGUCGCCGAGAUCAACCAAGGCAGCAACCCAAUCCGAAUCUUGAGUCUUCGAGCUCUGCCCGAUCAUCACGUAGAGGAAUUAAAGGAUGACAUCCAUAGGCAAAACUCCGAGAAAAAGGAUCCCCAAGAAGUCGCGGCGGAUGAGGAGGGCGGAGAUUACUACAAUAUCGAAUGCUCCUUUGCGUACCAUGCCAAGCCAACCGGAAAAGGCGUCUCUUCAAAGGCGAAAAACAUGCAUAUGGAGCUCGUCUUCUACCUUGGAAUUAAAGGCUUGUUAGGCGUACCUCUGCCGAUUUGGGUCGAACUUCAAGGUCUUGUUGGCACUGUUCGCCUGCGCCUUCAGAUGUCUCCUGAGCCACCAUUCCUCAAAGCCCUCACAUUUACGCUUAUGGGCCUUCCAAAAGUCCAAGCAGGCUGUAUGCCAAUUCUGGAGAGCAACGUCAAUAUUUUAAAUCUGCCUCUCAUCUCGAAAUUUGUCAACUACGCCAUUGGGGCAGCAGCAGCCGAGUAUGUUGCUCCGAAGUCAAUGACGCUCGAUAUGGCCAAGAUGCUCCAGGGCGAUGAUAUCCAGAAGGAUGUAGAAGCUCUUGGUAUCCUCUGGAUUAGAAUCCACAAGGCAACUGGACUUAGCAAGCAAGACCGCCGAGGCAGUGAAGGCGGCGGAAGUGAUCCCUAUAUUACCGUCAGCUUCUCCAAGUAUGGCAAGCCAAUGUACUGCACCCGCGUUAUCCAAGAUGACCUCAACCCUGUCUGGGAAGAGACAUGCGCUCUUUUAGUUACUCCUGAUCUCAUCAAGGCUGACGAGCAGCUGUCAAUGGAACUUUGGGACUCAGAUCGAUCCACCGCCGAUGACGUCGUUGGAAAGGUCGAAAUCUCCAUGCAGAAGAUGAUCCAGCACCCUGGAAAGAUGUACCCACAAGUAUCCAAACUCCGUGGUACAAAGGCCGAGAGUUCGAUGCCCGGUGAACUGAUGUGGGAGGUUGGGUACUUUUCCAAGCCUCAGAUGCGUCCUGCUCUCAGGACUCACGGGAAGGAUAUUAACCUUCCGGAUAACUUGAAGGACAUUCCAGCAUUGCAGGAUGAGAAGGGAUCCUUGGAUAGCCCAGAGGAAGAUGCUGUCGUUCACACUCCUCCUGACCCACUGUGGCCAAGUGGUGUUUGCAGCGUUAUCAUCCACCAAAUUGUUAACCUCGAGUUGGAGAAUACUCAGGGCAGCAAUGGCAACAGGAAGGGACGAGAAUUCGAACCCGCCCGUGAAAGUGGAGAGACGAAGGAAGAGAAGGGCAAGAAGCUUCCAAGCAGUUACUGUACGAUCUUAAUCAAUGAUGAACUUGUCUAUCGCACGCGUGCAAAGGUUGUUAGCAGCAAGCCCAUCUUCAACGCUGGUACUGAGCGCUUUAUGAGAGACUGGAGAUCCGGAAUAGUCACUGUUACUGUUAGAGACCAACGGAUGAGGCAACACGAUCCUAUUCUGGGUGUUGUACCACUGAAGUUGUCCGACAUUCUCCAGACGAGCUCCCAGGUUACAAGAUGGUAUCCUUUGGAUGGCGGCAUCGGAUUUGGCCGUGUUCGCAUCUCCCUCCUCUUCCGUAGCGUCGAGAUAAAACUACCAAUCAACCAACUAGGCUGGGACGUCGGCACAUUUGAGUUCCACUCACCCAAGAUAAUCGCAACCGGCUACCAAUCCACCGCGAAGCUAAAGAUGCGCACCGGCGGCAGCACCGGCCAAAUCGGACGCUCGCACUGCCGCAAGCUCGCGGAGGGCGACGGCGUCUUCUGGGACCUCGCCAAGAAGGAGGGCAAGAACAACGUGCGUCUACCGGUCAAGUACCGCUACCGCUCCCCCGUCGUCUUCGAGUUCCGCAAAUCGGGCAGCCGCUCGGUCGACGCCUAUGCGGUGAUCUGGCUGCAUCACCUUGAGGAUAACCGUGAGGAGGCUAUUAAUAUCCCGAUCUGGAAGACGGAUAAGGGGAUGCGGUUGACGCAGAACUAUAUUACGGAGGAGAACUUUAAUAGUAUUCCCGAUAUCAAGAUCGAGGAGGUCGGACGUCUGCAGUUCCGCUGCUGCUUUAAGGCUGGCACGGAUCAGGACCAUGCGCACUUCGUUUGUGACAAUGAUGCCCGCGAGACGCAGGAGACGUGGGAGGCGUGCCAUGCGGAGGGUGUGCGCACGACACAUGUGUCCAAGGAGAUGCCGCCCGCGGUACAGCAGCUGCACGACCAGAGCCUGAUUCAGGGCCGAGACGUGCUAUCGCAGGCCGACGAAGAUGACAAGAAGAAAUGGCUGUCGAAAGACGGCACGGACUGGAGCGGGGCGUUCGGCGAGGACCCGUCGAAGUUUGUUGAUUACAGGGGCGCGAGGAGCGCGCAGGAAGAGAGGUAUGAUGGGCGGCCUAGUACCGGGCAGAGUGGCAGCGGGGGUCGCAGCAGUGAUGCGUAUACGUAUGAUGAUGAGGAUAGCGAUGAGAGCGAUCUAGGGCUUCAGGAUGCGACGACGACGUCGAGGGAGCAGGAGGGGCCGGCGGCGGCGGAUGGGGAGGUGCAGACAAAGGCUGAUGUGAAGGAUUUGCAUCGGAAGCAGAGGUGGGGGCAGUGGAAACCGAUGAGAAAUCUGCAGUUCGCGAAGGAUGAGACGAAGUUUGCGGUGAAGAAGACGAUUGGGAAGUGGAAGCUUGAGGGGAGAGAGCCGGGAGUUGAGUCUGAGUAUUAGAUUUUCGUCUGCAAUCCAUGCAUCCCAUUCAUCUCCAAGUGAUCUCUCACCAUCAAGGAAGAAGAUCUUUACCUUAUAACCCCAUCGUCUCCGUACGUAG
This is a messenger RNA of Pseudogymnoascus destructans, 3664 nucleotides long. RefSeq lists its product as uncharacterized. Bases 1 to 3564 code for a protein of 1187 amino acids. Gene Ontology annotation, molecular function: lipid binding. The record is from RefSeq and is a predicted model, not a curated record. The transcript is spliced from 2 exons. NCBI's taxonomy places the organism in Eukaryota, Fungi, Ascomycota, Leotiomycetes, Thelebolales, Thelebolaceae.